AUGGCUUGGCGCAAUCAAGGCAUCACAGGCUCUAAUAACAUCCCUCUGGGCAGCCGACGCCGUGGGUUCGGGGAGGAGGAGGAAGAUGAUAGUCGCACCGCGACUCCUUCCUCUGUGCCUGAUGGCCCUAAGCGUGGCCGCAGUCCCAUUCGAGCCGAGCCCGCGGCCGAUGGCGUGAAGAGGCGCAAGAAGCGCAACCGCUGGGGAGACCAGCAAGAGAAUAAGGCCGCCGGUCUGAUGGGCCUGCCCACGAUGAUCAUGGCGAACUUCACCAGCGAACAACUUGAGGCUUACACCCUGCAUCUGCGCAUCGAAGAGAUCAGCCAGAAGCUUCGGAUCAACGACGUGGUCCCAGCUGAUGGUGACAGAUCUCCUUCGCCCCCGCCGCAGUACGACAACUUUGGUAGACGUGUGAACACCCGCGAGUACCGCUACCGCAAGCGCCUCGAGGAUGAGCGUCACAAGCUGGUCUACGUCCCAGUCAAUGACUAUCCAGAGAUUAACUUCAGACCUCGUGGAAACACCCUGAAGAAAAUGGAGACCGAGUCUGGUGCCAAGAUCGCCAUUCGCGGCAAAGGUUCCGUCAAGGAGGGCAAGGGUCGAUCUGACGCCGCUCACGCUAGCAACCAGGAGGAAGACCUUCACUGUUUGAUCAUGGCCGAUACCGAAGAGAAGGUGAACAAAGCUAAGAAGCUGGUUCACAAUGUCAUUGAGACGGCCGCUUCUAUUCCCGAAGGCCAGAACGAGCUCAAGCGCAACCAGCUUCGUGAGCUGGCUGCUCUCAACGGUACUCUCCGUGAUGAUGAGAACCAAGCUUGUCAGAACUGUGGUCAAAUUGGACAUCGCAAGUACGACUGUCCCGAGCAGCGCAACUUCACUGCCAACAUUAUCUGUCGCGUCUGUGGCAACGCCGGACACAUGGCCCGCGAUUGUCCCGACCGCCAGAGAGGCAGCGACUGGCGCAACAACGCCGGUGGUGGUGCUGCUGGUGGCCGUGGUGCUCCUCGUGCUAUCGGCACUGGCGAUGCUGUCGACCGUGAGAUGGAGCAACUCAUGAACGAACUGUCCGGUGGUGCUCCUGUCGACUACCCGCCCCGUCGUAUUGAGGCUGGCCCUGAGCAGGGUGGCCACCCUGACGAGGGUGACGCGAAGCCCUGGCAGCGCGGUCCUCCUGGUCCUCCUGCCAGUGACGUCGCUCCUUGGCAACAGCGAGGCCGUGACAACCGUCGCGACGACUACGGAUCCCGCGGUGGAGGUGGCGGUGGUGACUACGGUGCUCCUCCCCUUGGGCUGCUGCUCAGCAAAGUCGAGGUGGCGAUUACGGCGGCUAUGGAGCUCAGGCCGGAUAUGCUGCACCUGGCACCGCUCCCGGUGCUCCGCCUGGUGCUGCUCCUUGGCAGCAACCGGCACCUCCUGGUGGCCAAGCUUCGUACGGAUAUGGCGGUUAUGGAGGUUACGCUUACCCUCCUGGCAUGGCUGCUCCUCCUCCGGAUGGCUUAUGGCGGUGCUGGUAGCCCUCCUCCCCCGCCUCCUCCUGGCGACCAGCCUCCUCCUCCUCCCCCUGGCAAUCAACCUCCUCCACCUCCUCCUAGCGAUCAGCCCCCCCCCUCCCCGCCUCCGGCGUGA
This is a messenger RNA of Penicillium maclennaniae, 1626 nucleotides long. It is a transcript of the gene bbp, whose product is annotated as putative zinc knuckle transcription factor/splicing factor MSL5/ZFM1. Gene Ontology annotation, biological process: regulation of mRNA splicing, via spliceosome. Gene Ontology annotation, molecular function: mRNA binding; zinc ion binding. The coding region runs from base 1 to 1626 and encodes 541 amino acids. The transcript is spliced from 9 exons. Gene Ontology annotation, cellular component: nucleus. The record is from RefSeq and is a predicted model, not a curated record. Lineage: Eukaryota; Fungi; Ascomycota; Eurotiomycetes; Eurotiales; Aspergillaceae.